Messenger RNA from Oryza brachyantha (malo sina), 1227 nucleotides. Its product is annotated as cytidine deaminase 1-like. The record is from RefSeq and is a predicted model, not a curated record. NCBI's taxonomy places the organism in Eukaryota, Viridiplantae, Streptophyta, Magnoliopsida, Poales, Poaceae. Gene Ontology annotation, cellular component: cytosol. Gene Ontology annotation, molecular function: zinc ion binding; cytidine deaminase activity. The transcript has a single exon. The coding region runs from base 171 to 1112 and encodes 313 amino acids.
CUCGUGUCCUUUAUAAAUACCGUCACGCCACAGCCAGUAAGCCUCCCCCUCCCCGACCCCUCUUCUCCUCUCAUCUCCUCCACACUUUGAGGAAACGUAUGAGCACAGCUUCUUGAACCUUGAGGCGCAAAUCGUAUAGUGUUUGCACAGAUCAGUGUCAGAUCUCAGCAAUGGGGGAGGAGAAAGUGGCGCCGAAGACUGACGCUACCGCGGCGGUGGAGCUGCCGGGGUUCGUGAUGAGCGCGGAGGAGGCCGAGCGCGCGGCGGCGGCCGCCGGGGUGGAGACGGUGGAGGACCUGCUUCCGCUGCUCGUCCCGUCGGCGAUGCGGCGCGCGCGGGCCCCGAUCUCGCGGUUCCCCGUGGGCGCCGUGGGGCUCGGCGCGAGCGGCCGCGUCUACGCCGGCGUCAACCUCGAGUUCCGGGGCCUCCCGCUGUCCCAUUCCGUCCACGCCGAGCAGUUCCUCGUCGCGAACGCCGCCGCCGCGGGGGAGCCGGAGCUGCGGGCCGUCGCCGUCUCCCACAUGCCCUGCGGCCACUGCCGCCAGUUCCUCCAGGAGAUUCGCGGCGCCGGUGGGAUCCGCAUCUUGGUUACUUCCGACGCGGAGGACGGCUGCGCGCCCGAGUGGCGCACGGUGGCGUCCCUCCUGCCCCGCCCCUUCGGGCCCCAUGACCUCCUCGCCAAGCACGUCCCCCUCGUCCUCGAACCGCACGACAACCCCCUCGGCGGCCCCACCGCCGCCGUCGCCAAUGGCUUCGCUGACGGUGACCUAGAGGCACGCCUGAGGGAGGCAGCGGAGGCAGCCGCGCGGGCGGCGCACGCGCCGUACAGCGGGUGCCCGUCGGGAUUCGCCGUGGCGGACGGUGAAGGGAGGGUGUACGCCGGGGGCUGCCUGGAGUCCGCGGCGUAUAACCCAACACUAGGCCCCGUUCAGGCGGCCAUCAUAGGGAUGGUGGCCGCCGGGGGCGGCCCCGCCGGAGACGUGGUGGCGGCGGCGCUCGUUGAGAAGGAAGCGGCGUUGGUGGCGCAGGAAGCGACGGCCAGGAUCUUCCUUGCCGCCGUGGCCCCACAGGCCAGCUUCCACGUGUACAAUUAUAAGCCGUCCGAUGCAUGAUGCGCAUCUCUGAUCCCCGUGGUGGUUGGGAGGGAGUGUAGGAGGUGAGAUUGGAACGAGAUAAUGUUUAUAAAAAAAGGUUAAGAAUAAAAUGAGAUGGAAAUAACCUUGUGUA